This is a messenger RNA of Oryctolagus cuniculus (rabbit), 3897 nucleotides long. RefSeq names its product SNF2 related chromatin remodeling annealing helicase 1 (gene SMARCAL1). Gene Ontology annotation, cellular component: nuclear replication fork. Gene Ontology annotation, biological process: DNA repair; replication fork processing. Lineage: Eukaryota; Metazoa; Chordata; Mammalia; Lagomorpha; Leporidae. The record is from RefSeq and is a predicted model, not a curated record. Gene Ontology annotation, molecular function: ATP binding.
UUAUUAAAAGCUAUCAAAUCAGUCUGGCUCUCUGGAAUGCCCUCUGGGGACGACAUGGACAACCAAGCUCCUGUUUUGGAAACUUCAACAUCCCAGGCUUUCAGGAGCCUGCGCUUGGUUAAACUUUUGGGGAAACAGAGAACUACAACUACCAGGAUGCAACGGUUCAGGCUCCGCCCAGGACGUUGCGCCAUCCUAUUUUUCGCCGAUCUGCCGGCCAAAACUACAAAUCCCAGAAGGCUCUGCCGCAGCGCUCUUUCUAACCGUCUCGACACUCCCACUUUUUGAAGAGAAAUUGAGCUCGUGUUGCUCAUUGGGAAGUGUAGUUCGGUGGUGACCGAGCGCUCCAGGCCUGGGCGCUGCAAUAAGGCGAGCGAACUGGCAGCCCUUGAGUACCCGCUACGCUCACCGUCCGCCCGGAAGAGUAAUCUGGUUCGGUAGGACUCUGCACUCGGGGUUGGCUGCGAAUGCAGGCUCCCGUUCUAGGCCUCAGCAGCUUUUGCCCACUUUGCAAAUAAAGGUUGAGAUUGCUGCAUAAGGAUUUCCCUGUUAAAAUGUCCUUGCCCCUUACAGAGGAGCAAAGGAAAAAGAUCGAAGAGAAUCGACAGAAGGCACUGGCUCGCAGAGCAGAGAAGUUAUCAGCAGAACAGCCCCAGAGUGCAGGCGCGGGCUCCUCCAUUGCCGCCGGCCCUUCCCAGUCCACGCAGGGCCCGUCCCAGAAUCGUCCAAGGGAGCCUUCUCAGCCGCUGAGCCAUGGUGUCAUGUUCAAGCAGCAGAAUCUCAGUAGUUCAUCUCAUGGUGACCAAAGACCUCAGAAUUCCCCCGGUUUUCAUCUCGGCACACCCAAGCUGGCAAAGGAGACAGAGAAGAGCCAAGAAGAGAUGUCCACAGCCUGCCACAGCGCCCCAGAUCCAAUGACCCUUGCUAGGAUCUCCCCUCCGUUAGCACAAAGUUCUCCAAAGGUCCCUAAGCAGCAGCUCUUGAGUUAUGACUUAGGUCAAGGUCAUUCUCAGGGGACCCAGUCAACACCCUUUGCUAACACAACUCGUGAGCCAUUGGCCAACAUAAAAAAUUUCCAGAAAACUCCAGCCUCUUCUUCCAGACAGCCUCCUCAGGAUCCUGACCUGGGGACCAGCACUGUAAUGCCGUCCGCCUCGGGGCAGAAUCCUUCUGAUCCGCAUUGUGGUUCAGGGGGUGUGACACCGAGGACAGAAAGACUCCAGCAGAAACUGGGGGCCUCCCUCCAAAAAGCAGUCACCUCCCAGCAGGGAACUUGCAUAAGGAGUGGAGAUCGGUUCCAGGUGAAGAUCGGGUACAAUGCAGAGCUCAUUGCCGUGUUCAAGAGCCUGCCCAGCAGAAGUUAUGAUCCUGCCACCAAGACGUGGAACUUCAGCAUGUCUGACUACAGUGCCCUGAUGAAAGCAGCCGAGCGCCUCCCAGCGGUCACCCUGCAGCCUUUGGAAGGGGCCGGAGGCAGCUCGGAGCCCUCUUCCAGCACCAGGGCACUGGCCGGCCUGCCCUCUGCCCCAUCCCUCGCCUUCGUCAAGGGGCGAUGCAUGCUCAUCUCCCGGGCCCGCUUUGAGGCCGACAUCGGCUACUCGGAGGACCUCAUCGCACUGUUUAAGCAGAUGGAUUCCAGAAUUUACGAUGUCAAGACCAGGAAGUGGAACUUUCUCUUGGAAGAGCACAAUAAACUAAUUGAAAGGGUGCGCUGCCUCCCGCAGGUCCAGCUGGAUCCCCUGCCCAAGACCCUCGUCCUGGCUUUCGCCUCCCAGGUGGAGAAGACGUCUCUCCAUCCCACACCGGACGUGCCCGAGGCUGACCUUUCUGGAGUGGACUCCAAGCUCGUGUCUACUCUGAUGCCCUUUCAGAGAGCGGCAGUCAAUUUUGCCAUAGCCAAGAGAGGCCGCCUGCUGCUUGCCGACGACAUGGGCCUGGGGAAGACCAUCCAAGCCAUUUGCAUCGCCGCCUUUUACCGGAAGGAGUGGCCGCUGCUGGUGGUGGUGCCAUCCUCCGUGCGCUUCACCUGGGAGCAGGCCUUCCUACGGUGGCUGCCAUCUCUGAGCCCAGAUCGCGUCAACGUCGUGGUGACCGGGAAGGACUGUCUGACAGCUGGCUUGGUCAACAUUGUCAGUUUUGACCUUCUUAGCAGGCUGGAUAAACAGCUAAAAACCGCCUCUUUUAAAGUUGUCAUCAUUGAUGAAUCCCACUUCCUCAAGAAUAGCAAGACAGCCCGCUGCCGAGCCGCUAUGCCGCUCCUGAAGGUGGCCAAGAGGGUGAUCCUGCUGUCGGGCACACCAGCCAUGUCCCGGCCCGCGGAGCUCUAUACGCAGAUAAUUGCAGUCAAGCCGACCUUCUUCCCUCAGUUUCAUGCCUUUGGACUUCGCUAUUGUGAUGCCAAGCGGCAGCCUUGGGGCUGGGAUUACUCCGGCUCCUCCAACCUGGCGGAGCUGAAGCUGCUGCUGGAGGAGGCGGUCAUGCUGCGCCGCCUCAAGGCCGACGUCCUCUCCCAGCUGCCCGCCAAGCAGCGCAAGAUGGUGGUCAUCGUCCCAGGACGGAUCAGCGCCAGGGCCAGGGCUGCCCUGGACGCCGCAGCCAAGGAAAUGACCACCACCAGCAAAACCAAACGGGAGCAGAAAGAAGCCCUCAUUCUCUUCUUCAACAGAACAGCUGAAGCUAAAAUCCCAUCUGUCAUUGAGUACAUCCUGGACCUUCUGGAAAGUGGAAGAGAGAAGUUUCUGGUGUUUGCACACCAUAAGGUGGUUCUGGAUGCAAUUACCAAAGAGCUGGAGAGAAAGCACGUGCAGCACAUCCGCAUCGAUGGCUCCACGUCCUCCGCAGACCGAGACGCCCUGUGCCAGCAGUUCCAGCUGUCGGAGAGGCACACUGUGGCAGUGCUGUCCAUCACGGCCGCCAACAUGGGCCUCACCUUCUCCUCGGCUGACCUGGUGGUGUUCGCAGAGCUGUUUUGGAACCCAGGGGUGCUGAUCCAGGCUGAGGACCGGGUGCACCGCAUUGGACAGACCAACUCCGUGGGAAUUCACUACCUCGUGGCGAAAGGCACUGCUGAUGACUACCUCUGGCCCCUGAUCCAAGAGAAGAUUAAAGUUCUGGGGCAAGCCGGGCUUUCUGAGACCAAUUUCUCAGAAAUGACAGAAGCCACUGAUUACCUCUACAAGGACCCAAAGCAGCAGAAGAUCUAUGACCUGUUCCAGAAGUCCUUUGAGGAAGACGGCAGUGACACAGAACUCCUGGAGGCAGCAGAGUCUUUUGACCCCGGAAGUGCUUCAGGAAUAUCUGGAAGUGGUUCCCAGGACUUAGGAGACACCCUGGGUGAAGACACAUUGACAGGCAGUCCACCAAAGAAAAGGAGAUUUGAAUUUUUUGAUAACUGGGACAGCUUUACUUCUCCUCUGUAAAAGGGACCAAAAAAAAUUAAAAAUCAUGGAGUUCAUUAAAAUAAGAUAAGGUAUUUUGUUUUGAAAGCCUAUGCUCCUCUUGUCUGCAGCAGUGGCUAUGUCUGUUGGUAAGCCUGCAGUAGCUCCAACAUUUCCAGUCCCCCAUGGUUGGAUGCAGGCUUGCUUUGGGUCUUAGUUCACCUUGGCUUUUAAGCUUUGACAUGCAGGCAGUGGGUUGUAGCAUGAUAAUUCAUGUUUUUAAAAUAAUGAAGUGCUUCCUACACAUCCCUUGAAAUCUAGAUUUUUUUUUUUCAAUUUAGUGACAACAAAUAUUUAUAGAGCACCUGUUGUAUGCUUGACACCAUUCUAGGUACUGGCAAUAAUUUUGAUGAGCAAAAAUGAAAAAAUACAUGCCUUUCUGGUGUUUACUCAGUGGGAAAGGCAAUAGUUUUACAGCCUCUUUCCAAUAAAAGUCUACUUAUGGACGUUAAAAUUUGAA